This is a messenger RNA of Podarcis lilfordi (Lilford's wall lizard), 3245 nucleotides long. The record is from the annotation of a GenBank genome assembly. Lineage: Eukaryota; Metazoa; Chordata; Lepidosauria; Squamata; Lacertidae.
GUGGAGCCGGGCAGCGUUCUUUGCGCACGUGGAGAGAGAGAAAGAGAGAGAGAGAGACCGUUGCCGACCCCCUGGUGGAAAUGGCCGCGUCGUCCGUGGAGGACCUGCUGGCUCGCGCCGAGGAGCGCGAGGCGGAGACGCAGCGCAGCGUGACGGUGCACAAGGAGCUGGAGCUGGAGUUCGACGUGGGCAACCUGCUGGCGGUGGACAAGAACCCGGCGCCGCGCGGCGCGGGGGCCGGCUGCCCGCAGCGCGAGGCCCUCCUGCGCGCCUUGGCCCGCGACAACACGCAGCUGCUGGUGGGCCAGCUGUGGGCGCUGCCGUCGGAGCGCGCCGAGGGAGGGGCGGGCCCGGUGGUGGCGCGGCUGCCGGACCCUUCGACGCGGCUGCCCCGGGAGAAGCCGCUGCCCAAGCCCAAGCCCCUCACGCGCUGGGAGCAGUUCGCCCGGCUCAAAGGCAUCCGCCCCACGCGGAAGAAGCGCGGCACGCUGGUGUGGGACGAGGCGGCCAAGGAGUGGCGGAGGCGCUGGGGCUACCAGAGGGCCGGCGGGGACCCGUCCCGGGACUGGCUGCUCGAGGUGCCCGACUCGGCCCAUCCGCUCGAGGACCAGUUCGCCAAGAAGCGCCAGGAGAAGCGCGAGAAAGUGGCGCGCAACGAGUACAACCGCCUCAGGAACCUGGCGCGCGCCCACCGCGGUGGCGCCUCGGCCGCCGAGCUGCACCCCACGGGCCACCAGGACCGCUCCGAGUUGGGCCGAGUCACCGCCCUCGCCCGCGUCUCCACCGCCUCCGUCGGCCGCUUCCAGCCUCGCCUCCCCAAGGAGCCCCGCGCUCCGCAAAGCGCCCGGGGCAAGAAGCGCCGCUUCGGGCCCGUGUUGGGAGACCUCGACGGGGAGAAGAAGAGGCAGCUGGAGCUGGUCCGGAGCCUGGGCAGCAAAAAGACGCCUCUGGACCUGACCCGCGCCGUCAACAAGCAGCUGCGGGAAGACGAGGCCGAGGCUGCCAAAGCCAAGGGCAAGAAGCAGGGGCAGCGGGGCAAGAGGGGCCGGCGGCAGCAGCAGAGGCCCGGUGGGGCCAAGGGCAAGAAAAGUGGAGGGGCAGCUCGGAGAGGGAAGGCCGGGAGACCGGGAAGUGGUGGCUUCAAGGGGAAACGAAAAUGAGCCUGGCCACCAAGGAUGACAGGAGCAGCUGCCCCCAGUAUGCGUCAUCUAAGGAGAACUGAGGGCCUCAGCAAAUUACAGGACUGUCUCUUAAUUAUGGUUACUAUGUUUAAGAAAACGUGGCCUUGACUUGCAGAGACUUUUUUCUCUACUUAGAUAGUGGUCUUAGACCCUCUUGAGAACUUCGUUAGGCCAAAGAAACAAAAGUGGGGUGAGACCUUUAUCCCUCCAAAAAAACAAUCCAGACUCUGAGCAAUAAUACUUGACUGAAUUGGAGCUGGAGUGGCCUUGAGAAGGCAGAUCUUUUCACUCUGCAAAGAAGAAAAGUUACAUAAGAUGUUUAGUGAAGAUCUCAUGGAGCGUAUAAUUUCCCAAAAGUUACAGAAAUCGAGUUCAUUUUUUAUUCUAUACUGUGACUUGGAUUGACAAUAGUCAUAAAAUCAUGGCAAGGGUGUGUUGGAAUAUUUCUAAGGUUCUGCACCAUACAAAAUAUAAUCCUAAUAGGCUUUCUUUACUUUUAGUGAUAUCUGAAGAGAAUAUCUUUAAGUCAAACGUGUCUGAAAAUCUGUAAUGAUGACAAUGUGAGUGCAGAUAAUCCUGCAAAGUAAUACGGAAAGAGCAGAGCAAUUCCAGACCACAUGCAUACUUCUUUUUAGCCUAGUAGUUGAAUCCAAUCCAAAGUUUGAUAUUACAUGGAUCUUAAAUAUUGAUGUGACUCUGAGAAUUCCUGUGUUUCUUUUGAAAGUCACAGAAGAAACUCAUUGAUUUGCGUCUAAAUUUGUGUUUUAUAUAAAUAUUUUAUGUUGUAUAAUAAAUAAUGUGUCUUUGUCUUAAAUUGGGAGCUCACUAACUUAAAUUCAUAGGUUAGAAAUGUUUUUCUCAACUCGUAUAAAACCUGGGAGAAACCUGAAGUAUGUAAUUUUCAGAUAAUAGAUUCUAAUAUAGAAAAACCCUACAAGCCUGAUUUCUUUUACGAUGUUUUAAGUAUUCAGGGAUUACCAUAAUUCCAUUCUAUUAAGAAGACACCACACAUAUAUCCUUGCCUUGAAAAUGCUACAGCUCACUCUGUUAAAAAUAUUUUUAUGGAUACUUGAUAACCUUUAUUUGUGAAAAAUGCACAGUGUUGUUAGUACAGAUUUGGUAGCCUAAGUUUUCAUUAGUCAUGAAAGACUAAGGUGUCCUUACCUUUUAAAAAGAGGAAUGUAUAUGAAAAUAUCACUAGUUGUACAGUCUUCUUGAGAGCACUGCAGGAAGGCUGUUCUUAUCAGCUGGUCAUAUUUGAAAGCUGCUUUCUGCUUACUUAGUGGGUGCUUCCUUCCCUCCUCCCCACUUUCAUUCCUAUAGGUUCCUGAGCAGCCUCUCCAGUGAGUGGGACUGCUGCUGAACACGUAGCUUUGUCAUAUGGGGCUGCAGUAGAGGGGAAGGAACUACCUGAAAUGGGCAGGAUAAUCUUUUGCUGGUGGAGUACAAUAUCACUUUUCAAAGGACGGGACCCCUGCUGAAUAUUGUGAGCUUUGCUGGUUUGUAAUGGGGUCUGUAUUUAACUGGGUUAAAAUACUAAAGGUAAAGUAAAGGUACCCCUGCCUGUACGGGCCAGUCGUGUCCGACUCUGGGGUUGCGCACCCAUCUCACUUAAGAGGCCGGGGGCCAGCGCUGUCCGAAGCUCUUCUGGGUCACUUGGCCAGCGUGACAAGCUGCAUCUGGCGAGCCAGCGCAGCACACGGAAACGACGUUUACCUUCCCACUAGUAAGCGGUUCCUGUUUAUCUACUUGCACCCGGGGGUGCUUUCGAACUGCUAGGUUGGCAGGCGCUGGGACCGAGCAACGGGAGCGCACCCUGCCGCGGGGAUUCGAACCGCCGACCUGACGAUUGGCAAGUCCUAGGCGCUGAGGUUUUACCCACAGCGCCACCCGUGUCCCUUGGGUUAAAAUACUAGUUUAAUGCAAAUUCCAUACCAGGUUACUGUUGCUUUAAAAACCACACAUCUGAUCUCUUUCUGACUGAAAAUAAUACAGCAAUUGAAUAUCUCUGUAAACAAUGCAGUUAGUUGCUGCCAUUUCACAAUAUUAGUAAAGCUAUUUGUG